UUUAGUUUCUACACCCAUUUCUAAACCUCUGUAAAAUACUACUCUCUCAUGGCGGACCCGAACUCUUCCACUUCCGACUCGAAAAACAAUAAAAAAGAUUUUGCUACUGCAAUUUUGGAGAGGAAGAAAUCUCCUAACCGCCUUAUUGUUGAUGAGGCCAUAAGUGAUGAUAAUUCCGUGGUAUCUAUGCACCCUGCUAAAAUGGAAGAGCUCCAGUUCUUUAGAGGAGAUACUGUAUUGCUAAAGGGUAAAAAACGGAAGGACACUGUUUGUGUAGUCCUUGCGGAUGAGCAAUGUGAAGAACAUAAGAUCAGAUUGAACAAAGUUGUUCGAGCUAAUCUUAGGAUUCGUCUUGGAGAUGUUGUAUCUGUACACCAGUGUCCUGAUGUUAAGUAUGCGAAGCGUGUUCAUAUUCUUCCAAUUGAUGAUACAAUUGAGGGGAUCACUGGCAACCUGUUUGAUGCCUACUUGAAGCCAUACUUCUUGGAGUCUUACCGCCCUGUGAGGAAGGGCGAUCUCUUUGUAGUCAGAGGUGGCAUGCGAAGUGUUGAAUUUAAAGUGGUUGAGACAGAGCCGGGAGAAUAUUGUGUUGUUGCACCUGAUACAGAGAUCUUUUGUGAGGGAGAACCAAUCAAGCGUGAAGACGAGGAGAGACUAAAUGAAGUUGGAUAUGAUGAUGUUGGGGGUAUGAGGAAGCAAAUGGCUCAGAUUCGUGAGCUGGUUGAACUCCCUCUGAGGCAUCCACAGUUGUUCAAGUCAAUUGGUGUGAAGCCACCGAAAGGUAUUCUCCUGUAUGGUCCUCCAGGAUCGGGGAAAACCCUGAUUGGAAGAGCUGUGGCAAAUGAGACUGGUGCCUUUUUCUUUUUGAUUAAUGGGCCUGAAAUUAUGUCCAAAUUGGCUGGUGAGAGUGAGGGUAACUUGAGGAAGGCAUUUGAGGAAGCCGAAAAGAAUGCGCCAUCUAUUAUAUUUAUUGAUGAGUUAGACUCGAUUGCUCCAAAGAGAGAAAAGACACAUGGUGAAGUUGAGCGGCGAAUAGUUUCCCAACUUCUGACAUUAAUGGAUGGGCUCAAGUCUCGAUCACAUGUGAUUGUCAUGGGGGCUACCAACAGACCAAACAGUAUUGAUCCUGCUCUCAGGAGAUUUGGAAGAUUUGAUCGGGAGAUUGACAUUGGCGUACCAGAUGAAAUAGGGCGGCUGGAGAUCCUACGGAUUCAUACUAAAAACAUGAAGCUUGAUGAUAAUGUUGAUCUAGAGAGGGUUGCAAGAGAUACACAUGGUUAUGUCGGAGCUGAUCUUGCUGCCUUGUGCACUGAGGCUGCGCUGCAGUGUAUCAGGGAGAAAAUGGAUGUUAUUGACUUGGAGGAUGAGACCAUCGAUGCUGAAGUGUUGAAUUCAAUGGCUGUGACUAAUGAGCAUUUUCAAACUGCUCUGGGUGCUUCAAAUCCAUCAGCACUACGAGAAACGGUAGUGGAGGUUCCCAAUACCUCUUGGGAGGAUAUUGGGGGGCUGGAAAAUGUCAAGCGGGAACUUCAAGAGACUGUUCAGUAUCCGGUUGAGCAUCCUGAGAAGUUUGAGAAGUUUGGAAUGUCACCCUCUAAAGGGGUACUUUUCUAUGGACCACCUGGUUGUGGCAAAACUUUACUGGCCAAAGCUAUUGCAAAUGAGUGUCAGGCUAACUUUAUAAGUGUGAAAGGACCGGAGUUGCUCACGAUGUGGUUUGGAGAAAGUGAAGCAAAUGUUCGGGAAAUAUUUGACAAGGCACGGCAAUCUGCUCCAUGUGUACUGUUCUUUGAUGAACUCGAUUCCAUUGCUACACAGAGAGGAAAUUCAGUGGGAGAUGCUGGUGGUGCUGCUGAUAGAGUACUCAAUCAAUUGUUAACGGAGAUGGAUGGAAUGACAGCAAAGAAAACAGUUUUCAUUAUUGGGGCAACAAAUAGGCCAGACAUUAUUGACCCUGCAUUGCUCAGACCAGGUCGUCUAGACCAACUAAUUUACAUCCCCCUCCCAGAUGAAGCUUCCCGUCUUCAAAUCUUCAAAGCAUGUUUGCGUAAGUCCCCCGUCGCAAAGGACGUAGAUCUGUCAGCUCUAUCACGUUAUACACGUGCUUUUAGUGGUGCAGACAUAACUGAGAUUUGUCAGCGAGCAUGCAAAUACGCCAUUAGGGAAAACAUUGAAAAGGAUAUUGAGCGAGAGAGGAAGAGGAGCGUGAACCCUGAAGCCAUGGAUGAAGAUGACACUGAUGAAGUGGCUGAAAUAAAGGCUGCACACUUUGAGGAGUCCAUGAAAUAUGCUCGAAGAAGUGUGAGUGAUGCUGACAUUAGGAAGUACCAGCUUUUUGCUCAAACAUUACAACAAUCACGGGGACUUGGAACUGAGUUCAAAUUUGCAGAGCAUGCAGCUAAUGCUACACCAACCGGGGCAACAGCCGAUCCAUUCGCUUCUGUUAAUGCUGCUGGAGACGAGGACGACUUGUACAGUUAAUAAGUUAACCUUGAGCACAAGGAUGCUAG
Molecule: messenger RNA, 2510 nt
Organism: Solanum verrucosum
Lineage: Eukaryota; Viridiplantae; Streptophyta; Magnoliopsida; Solanales; Solanaceae
Product: cell division cycle protein 48 homolog
Exons: 9
Coding region: 49-2481 (810 amino acids)
Biological process (GO): retrograde protein transport, ER to cytosol; mitotic spindle disassembly; autophagosome maturation
Cellular component (GO): nucleus; VCP-NPL4-UFD1 AAA ATPase complex; cytosol
Molecular function (GO): ATP hydrolysis activity; ATP binding; polyubiquitin modification-dependent protein binding
Source: RefSeq, a predicted model, not a curated record